AUGCGCAUAUUGAACCCUGCGGAAGAGCUGCGCUCUUCAUCGCCGGAACUGACCCUUCCACCAGAGUUUGCAGGUGAAGUUGACGUUCUCCGCCUGGAUGCGCUCCAACAUACAGUGCCGCCGCCUUUCAAGUACUUUCCGCUCAGCGUCCCCGGGCAUGACGCUCCUCCGGCUUUGAUGACGUGCUCGUUAUCUGGAGCAAUAGAGGUACUACUCAAGUAUGACCUGUUCUUGAUCCGUUUGACUGGCCCAUAUGCGCUGUUUGUGCGACGGGGCGAAUGGCCCAAUGCACGCAAAUUUUCCCGGAAACUGCAUUGUCUGUCGGCAUUGUUUUUUUGGCUUCCAGGUCCUUGCUGGUCAUAG
This is a messenger RNA of Symbiodinium natans, 363 nucleotides long. The record is from the annotation of a GenBank genome assembly. Lineage: Eukaryota; Dinophyceae; Suessiales; Symbiodiniaceae.